Molecule: messenger RNA, 408 nt
Organism: Mytilinidion resinicola
Lineage: Eukaryota; Fungi; Ascomycota; Dothideomycetes; Mytilinidiales; Mytilinidiaceae
Product: DUF636 domain-containing protein
Exons: 2
Coding region: 1-408 (135 amino acids)
Molecular function (GO): carbon-sulfur lyase activity
Source: RefSeq, a predicted model, not a curated record
AUGGUCACAAAAGGAAGCUGCAUGUGCUCGCAAGUCGGGUACGAGUUCACCAGCGAACCCGCGACCACUGCCCUCUGCCACUGCACCGACUGCCAAAAAUGGACCGGCGGCCCCUACACGGCCAACGUUGUCGUCCCGCGCAAAAACUUCACCGUCACCAAGGGCACGCCCAAGACCUACGACGCCAUCGGCGCGUCGGGGAAAGUCAACAAACACUUCUUCUGCGGCAACUGCGGCUCGUCGCUGUACACGGAGCUCGAGAUCAUGCCCGACGUCGCGUGCGUCAAGAGCGGGUGCCUGGAUGGCGGCGCGAAGGAUCAUGACAUCAAGGUCGAGUUCUAUACGAAGGAUCGCUUGGGGUAUGCGAAGGAGAUACCUGGGGCGGAGCAGCUGACGCAUUUCGGGUGA